AUUUGCCGAUGCCGCCGCCAGCUCCAGUAACCCCGGCUUUGAUGUGAUUCCUGAAUCGAGACAACCCCCCGAAACAUCCGCAUUGUUGUCCCCAAAAUGCUGCGACGGCCUCCUGGCCAUGUCGCUCCCCAGCGCAAGUAUCGGCUGUUGGCACUUGCACUGAUCCUUCUCCCGUGGCUCUCUCUCGCCGAUGCUCAGCAGCAGCACCAGCACCCGCCAGUCCCCGCCCACCAGCCGAGGUCGCCGCCCGAGGACGACCAGCAUGCCGCCCCAAACCUCGCCGCGACGACCGUGACAGGUCGCGGUACGGUCGAGACCCCCCGCAUCCACCAGCGCCGGAAGACGACCGUCACCCGGGAGGCAGAUGACGAAGAGACGCGCCUUCGAAAACUCGCUGGUUCCAACAAUAAUAACAAUAAUAUCCUGAUUCCUGACGAUGCGCGCGCCCACGCUUUGGCUCCGGACCUGUCCGUUCGAGCACCGCCUCCAUCGAAAUACAGAGGCCCCUCUCCCGGGGCUGGUCUCUCGCAGCAUGUUGCGCGGAGCCUGGAGGAUUGGGAAGUGGAAGACUUUGUUCUUCUGGCGACCGUCGAUGGAGACCUCUAUGCCAGCGACCGGAAAACCGGGCAGGAACGCUGGCACUUCAAGGCCGACCACCCCUUGGUCGAGACGAGACAUUUCCGAACCAACCGCUCCGUCCUGGACGAGGACUACGACCCGAUCGACCACUACAUCUGGGUCGUCGAGCCCACACGAGACGGCGAGCUGUACCUGUGGCGACCGAACGGGAACGGCGGCGGCCUGGCCAAGAUGGCCUGGACCAUGAAGAAGGUGGUGGAGGAACUCGCGCCCUUCAAUGACAAGGCCAACGGCGUCCUCUACACCGGAGACAAGAAGACGACCAUGGUCACCCUGAACGCCGCUACCGGGACCGUCAUCAAGCAAUUUGGCUCCACCGGCAGCUACGUCAACAAGGUGGAGUCGGAAAGCUGCUUCAAGCCGAACGCUCUGGCAGACGGCGAGGAAGAAUGCAGCGAUGAUCGCACCAUCACACUUGGGCGCACCGAGUACACUGUCAGCAUCCACCGCUCUGACGGCAGCCCGAUCGCAUCUCUCAAGUAUUCAGAAUGGGGUCCUAACACCUUGGACAACGACCUCAUGCAACAAAAUCUCAUCACCAAGGACAGUCGCUACGUCACUGGCCAGCAUGAUGGCAAAGUCUACGGUUUCGAAUACGGCCGUUUCAGUGAAGAACGUCCCGUAUUCACCAAGACGCUCUCGUCCCCUGUCGCUCGAGUCUUCGAUGUCCUCCACCGUUGGGGGACUGCUCCUGGCGCGGACCCGGAGCUCAUUGUCCUGCCUCAGCCGCCGCUCCCCGCCAGCGACGAGGACAACUUGCGUCUCCGCAGCGAAAAGGUCUUCAUCAAUCAGACCGAGGAAGGGAGCUGGUAUGCUCUCUCCGGGAGCCGAUAUCCUCUGAUUCUCUCCGCCCCGGUUGCACCUAUCCACCGACUCGACUGGCUGGAGGUCAAGGAAUAUUGGGACAUACUAAAUGAGGCUCAAAAGUCCCGUGUGCUUGUUGGAACGCACCAGCUGCCGGACAACUUGGGCAACCCAUCGCGCUUGCUGCUGGAUGCCCCAAGUGGUGGGUCCGACAAGGAGGGUCUCCCUGAUGUCGACUUUCCCAGCCUGCUUCCUUCUCCUCAGCCGGAGCCGCCCGGGUUUAUUGAUGCAGCGAUGAAGCUGCCUGGGCUUGCGGUGACCAGGGUUUUUGACCUUGUCAGCAAUCCUGCAGCAAUCGUUCUUUUCUUUGUCACGCUGUGGUUUCUAUACAAGGACAAGCUGCUUAGCUUCAACCGGAAGUCAUCGGGCAAAGGCGAGGUGCUCGCGCCGCGAAUCGAAGUGAAUCCGACAGCGCCAACCCCGGUUCCUUCUCAAGGGUACGCCCCUGUCGCUGUUGACCCGGCGAGGCCAAAGCAAGAAACUGCGGCCCCUGAUGCCGUUGCCAUCGACGCUGUACCCACGGAGGAGCCUGGAGAGCCCAGCCCAGCGACUAAUGCCCGCGCCAAACGAACAUCCCCAACCGUAGCCUUUGCUGAGCCCCCCGAACCGGCAGCUCAGCAGGAAGCCCGGGGUCAGCCGGUCAUUGAAGGAGCCGAUGCCACAGCGGGCGAGCCUGCCAAGAAGAAAAAGGGACACAGAGGCCGCCGCGGAGGCGUGAAGCAUCGGAAAGGCAACAAGGGUCAGCGCGAGAACUCCCAAUCUCAAGAUGACGAUGCCCCUCAGGAAUCUGUCGAAGAGGUGGUCAAUAAGGCUAAAGCUCUGGUCCGUGAGCCCAAGCUCGAGCCAGACAUUAUUACAGUGUCCGGCGACGGGGAUGAGGUCUCCGGUCACAUCCUUAAGAUGGGUAGCCUUGAGGUCAACGAAGCUGAGCAGUUGGGCACGGGGAGCAACGGUACGAUUGUCUUUGCAGGGAAGUGGGAUGGCCGUGACGUUGCCGUGAAGCGUAUGCUGGUCCAGUUCAAUGAAAUUGCCAGCCAGGAAACUAGGUUGUUGAGAGAGAGCGACGAUCAUCCGAACGUUAUUCGAUACUAUGCCCAGCAAGAGCGCGCCGCCUUCCUGUACAUUGCCCUGGAGCUCUGCCAGGCUUCGCUCGCCGACAUCGUCCAGAAGCCCCACUACCACAGGGAAUUAGCGCAAGCCGGCCAGCGCGACAUGCCGGGUGUUCUGUAUCAGAUCGCCAACGGCCUGAGCCACCUGCAUAGCUUGCGAAUCGUCCACCGUGAUCUGAAGCCGCAGAAUAUCCUGGUCAACAUGGGCAAAGACGGCCGGCCACGCAUCCUCGUAUCCGACUUUGGCCUGUGCAAGAAGCUGGAAGGCGGCCAGUCGUCGUUUGGCGCGACUACUGCUCACGCCGCGGGAACGACUGGGUGGCGCGCCCCGGAGCUCUUGAUCGACGACGACGCGCCCGGCUCUAACACCAUGACGUUCACUGAUCCAGGCUCCAGCGUCCACAGCGCGUCGGGCUCCGCGGUUGUCGAGGGCCCAGGACCUCACCACCGGCGGGUGACGCGAGCCAUCGACAUCUUCUCGCUCGGCCUGGUGUUUUACUACGUCCUGUCGGAAGGCGAACACCCGUUCGACUGCGGCGACCGCUUCAUGCGCGAAGUCAACAUCCGCAAGGGCAACUACACCCUCGACCGCCUCGACUCCCUGGGCGACUUCGCCUUCGAGGCGCGUGACCUCAUCAAGAGCAUGCUCAGCGCGAAACCCAGGGAACGCCCCACCGCAGUCGAGGUCAUGGCCCACCCUUUCUUCUGGAGCUACAAGCGGCGUCUCAACUUCCUCUGCGACGUCUCAGACCACUUCGAGAAGGAGCCGCGCGACCCGCCGUCCCCGGCCCUGGCAUACCUUGAGAGCCACGCCGAGGCGGUCGUCAAGGGCGACUUCCUCAGGCAGCUGCCGCGCGAGUUCGUCGACAGCCUGGGCAAGCAGCGCAAGUACACGGGCACGCGCAUGCUGGACCUGCUACGCGCGCUGCGCAACAAACGCAACCACUACGAGGACAUGCCCGACUCGCUCAAGAAGACGGUUGGACCCUUGCCGGACGGAUACCUGGCCUUCUGGGCACGUAGGUUCCCGAAUUUGCUGAUCGUCUGCUGGAAUGUAGUCUACGACCUUAGCUGGGCCGACACCGAUCGGUUUAGGGAGUAUUAUCUGCCUAUGCCGCCUUCGACUAUCGUUUAGUCAUGAGAUGUGUGUG
Chaetomium strumarium is the source of this 3763-nucleotide messenger RNA. RefSeq lists its product as uncharacterized. NCBI's taxonomy places the organism in Eukaryota, Fungi, Ascomycota, Sordariomycetes, Sordariales, Chaetomiaceae. Gene Ontology annotation, biological process: protein phosphorylation; intrinsic apoptotic signaling pathway in response to endoplasmic reticulum stress; IRE1-mediated unfolded protein response. Gene Ontology annotation, cellular component: IRE1-TRAF2-ASK1 complex. Gene Ontology annotation, molecular function: ATP binding; RNA endonuclease activity; protein serine/threonine kinase activity. The record is from RefSeq and is a predicted model, not a curated record. The transcript is spliced from 2 exons. The coding region runs from base 97 to 3747 and encodes 1216 amino acids.